AUGAAGUACAUGAUCGGAGAAAAUCCUUUGAGUGUGAUAUUUGUCAUAAAUUCUUUGGAGAAAAGGAAAUCAUUUGGAUACCAGUGGGUACUUAAAAACCAUGUUAUGGCCGUACAUGAUCGUAGGAAACUCUUCGAAUGUGAGAUUUGUCACAAAUCAUUUGGAAACAAGAGUGAUCUUAAAAGACACAAGAUGACUGUACAUGAUAGAAGAAAACCCUUUGAAUGUGAGAUUUGUCAGAAAUCAUUUGGACAAUCAGGUGUCCUCAAACGUCACGUCAACGCAGUUCAUGAUCAGAACAAACUCUUUGAGUGUAACGUUUAUCACAGAUCCUUUGGGCAAAAAAUUACCCUCAAAACUCACAUAAAUAAAGUACAUGAUCGCAUCAAUCCGUUCUAA
This is a messenger RNA of Trichogramma pretiosum, 399 nucleotides long. Its product is annotated as zinc finger protein 658B-like. NCBI's taxonomy places the organism in Eukaryota, Metazoa, Arthropoda, Insecta, Hymenoptera, Trichogrammatidae. Gene Ontology annotation, cellular component: nucleus. The record is from RefSeq and is a predicted model, not a curated record. The transcript is spliced from 2 exons. Bases 1 to 399 code for a protein of 132 amino acids. Gene Ontology annotation, molecular function: DNA-binding transcription activator activity, RNA polymerase II-specific; RNA polymerase II cis-regulatory region sequence-specific DNA binding. Gene Ontology annotation, biological process: regulation of transcription by RNA polymerase II.